Molecule: messenger RNA, 1753 nt
Organism: Owenia fusiformis
Lineage: Eukaryota; Metazoa; Annelida; Polychaeta; Sabellida; Oweniidae
Source: the annotation of a GenBank genome assembly
CACAUUAGAUAUUAGAAAAGCAUUUGACACCGUUUGGUUAGAUGGAUUGAUGGUCAAACUACAUGAACUUGGUAUCCGUGGCAAACUGUGGCGUAUGCUUUAUGAUAAUUACCAUAAAUAUGAAUGUGCCGUUCGUGUAGGAAGUUCAAAUACACUUUCUAAACCUUUUAAUGUCAUGCAGGGCGUCCACCAAGGGGGUGUCCAAUCUAUGCUAUUUUAUCAGUUGUACAUGGCUGACCUUAUUCAGGAUCUAUGUGAAAUGAAUAUAGGUGGCCACAUUGAUGAUGUAAAUUGUGUAUGUCCUUCUUAUGCGGAUGACAUGACCAUUAUUGCCACAAAUCAAAAGGAUAUGCAACUUAUGUUAAACACUGCCUUUGAACAUAGUAGAAGAUGGCGAUAUGAAAUCCAUCCAGCGAAAUGUAACUUUCUGACAUUUAAUGAUAUGGUCACUGAUUCAAGUGUUAAAGGUCAUGUCGUUCUCAAGAUAGGUGACACGAGAAUUCCAAAGGUCAAUUUCACUGUUCAUGUUGGUAUUCCAAUAUCUAGUAAAAAUGAUAUCUCACAAUAUGUUAAUGAUCGCUGCACUAGUGGUAAACGAAAAUUCUGCUCACUUUUGGGACUGGGGCACAAAACAGGUGGUUUGUCACCCUUAACAGCAUCAAAACUGUACUGGGCCUUUUCUAUUCCAACCAUGCUGUUUGGGGCACCAGUUAUAAAUUACCAAGCUUCAGAUGUUGAAAAGCUUGAAUUGACUCAUAGGGAGAUUGGCAAACGUAUCCAAUUUUUCCCCAAAACCUCAGCCAAUCCUAGUGCAACGAUGCCGUUGGGAUGGUUGUCAAUAGACGGCUAUAUUACAGUGUUGCAGAUGAUGUAUCUCUGGAGUUUACUUAGGUUUAAUAAUAUUUACAGGGAUAUAACUAUAACACGGUUAGUAAAGAUGUUUCAUGUCACUUAUGACAACCAUGCCGAUAUUUUCUCUCCUAUCCGGCGCAUUUUCCUUAAGACCAAAAUGCUAGGAAUUGAAAAUCUGGUUAAAAAUGCGCUGAACUCUGGAUAUCUUCCGUCGAAGAGGUCAUGGAGACUGCAAAUUGUCAAUGCUGUAAGAUCCGUCGAGGUCAAGCAAUUUUUCUUGCAAUGCUCAUGUUAUGGCAAACUUUUAUACCUACGUGACUAUGUCACAGACUUAAAACCUUGCAUAUGGUGGUUGAUUUGUCAGAAAUAUCCUAAAUGUCAAAGCCAGUGUAAAACUAUGAUGCAAUUGAUAUGUAACGCCCAUGUAUUAAAUACGAACAACUUCAAUGGUUCAAAACGAUGUAUAUUGUGUAACCUCUGUGAAACUGAAACAAUUGAACAUUUUAUAUUAAGAUGCCCUAUGUAUGAACCAUAUAGGCAUAACAUAUUUGAAGCCCUUGGCUGUCGUGGUGACAGUAUGGGUGUUAUUAUGAAGAAAGUUUUAGGUCUCUCAGAUGUUUCAUGUGAGACGUUAAUAAUUGUAUCAUCAUGUGUACACAAAAUGUACAAUCACAGAGCCAACCUGUUGGCUCUGCUUGACACAUAAUUUCUCUAUCACUUUAUUUUUAUGUUUUCCAAAACAACAACUUUUUUAUCACAUAAUUUAAUCUUAUCCAUGUAUUUUAUAUUUUAUAUGUAAACCACAUGUAUAUUAAAAUGUAUUCUCUCAUAUAAAUGAGGCAAUAAAUAUACAAUACAAUUACAAACCAAAGGCUUUACCAAAAUGCCAAAAAAAUCACUA